GCGGAGAGGCCUGAGGCCUGUGCUGGGCCCAGCGCUGCCGAAAGAUGGCAGUUGAAUACUUCAUGCAGGAGAAGAUCUGGUUUGAGAAGUACAAGUACGACGAUGCCGAGAGGAGGUUCUACGAGCAGAUGAACGGGCCGGUCGGGGGCUCCUCACGCCAGCAGGAGAACGGAGCCAGCACCAUCCUCCGCGACAUUGCCAGAGCCAGGGAGAAUAUCCAGAAAUCGCUGGCCGGACAGAAGACAGGUCCUCCUCGUAGCAAAGAAGCUCCUUCUGCCCGUCAGAAGAGGCAGUCAGGAGGCCGCUCAACUAGCACCAACACAACCUCUGCUGGGUCUGCUGGUGACCAUAAUGAACUCCUGGCCAGAAUUUCCCACCUGGAGGCAGAAAAUCAGAACCUUCGCAGUGUUGUUUCAGACCUUCAGAUGGCCAUGUUCAAGUUGGAAAGUCGCCUGAACGCUCUGGAAAAGUCAUCUACCUCCCACCAGCCCUCACCAGUUCCUCCAACCCAGAAAGUGGAACCCUUCAGUGUUCCCUCCAAGAAAGUGGAGCUCCCAUCAGCUUCACCUGCAAAGAAAGCUGAGCCAGCUGCUGCAGAGGAAGAUGGUGAUGAUGAUAUUGACCUUUUUGGUAGCGAUGAUGAAGAGGAAGACCAAGAGGCUGCCAAAGUCCGGGAGGAGAGACUGCGUCAGUACGCAGAGAAGAAGGCCAAGAAACCUGGUCUGAUUGCCAAGUCUUCUAUCCUUCUGGAUGUCAAACCAUGGGAUGAUGAGACUGACAUGGCCAAGAUGGAGGAGUGUGUCCGGUCUGUCCACAUGGACGGGCUGGUGUGGGGAGCCUCCAAACUGGUGCCCGUGGGUUAUGGCAUUAAGAAGCUCCAAAUCCAGUGUGUGGUGGAGGAUGACAAAGUGGGGACGGACAUCCUGGAGGAGGAGAUCACCAAGUUUGAAGACUAUGUGCAGAGCGUGGACAUUGCUGCUUUCAACAAGAUCUAGAAGUGUUAACAAGUGUCUCCUCAAACUGUAACUAAUAAAGAUCAAGAUUGGACCUGCAAAUGGACUGAUGAU
Molecule: messenger RNA, 1067 nt
Organism: Indicator indicator
Lineage: Eukaryota; Metazoa; Chordata; Aves; Piciformes; Indicatoridae
Gene: EEF1D
Product: eukaryotic translation elongation factor 1 delta
Exons: 9
Coding region: 45-995 (316 amino acids)
Biological process (GO): translational elongation
Cellular component (GO): eukaryotic translation elongation factor 1 complex; cytosol
Molecular function (GO): guanyl-nucleotide exchange factor activity; translation elongation factor activity
Source: RefSeq, a predicted model, not a curated record